AUGAUGUCCAGAAGCCAGUCGAGUCUGGACCCCUCGGCGACUGGGGCCCAACCUGGACUUCAACCGCCAUCCUCGAACUCAGGUCCCAUCAAUCUGUCUGGUCUGGUAUGCAAUGUCCGCCGAACGACCGGCAGAGAACCGCAUCCGUUGGUCGGGGCCACUACGACGAUCUUGGGCGAUAAGCUCUACGUGUUCGGCGGUCGUGUUCUUUCCAAAAGUCGCCCGCAAUUGACGUCGGAUAUAUACGAGCUGGACUUGAUCCGGCCCACGGGCGAUGUCCCUCGCCCGCGCUAUUUUCACAGUCUGGUGUGCUAUGGUGGCAUGUCGCCUGCGCUGAAUGUGGCGAAGGAGUCCGCAACUAAUGGUUCGGGUGGACAGGAGGCGCAGCCGGAGGUUGUGGUUAUGUCUGAUAUUCACAUAUUCGAUGUCCCUUCCCGGACGUGGACCCGUGUGCCCGCGAGCGACUCGCCGCAGGGCCGCUAUGCGCACUGUGCGACUAUUUUGCCUUCAAGCGCCCAUUUCACUUCCGCUACUGCGCCACUUUCCGCGAUUCACCAUAACCCGGCUUCGUCGAAUCCGCACCAGGGCUCGAUCGGCGUUGAUAUUGAUGGGUUCGGAGGCGCAGAAAUGGUGGUUGUAGGAGGACAAGAUAGCUCAAAUCAUUAUAUUGAGCAGAUCAGUGUGUUCAACCUACGCAGCUUGAAGUGGACCAGCACCAGUCAUCUGGGGCGAAGCUGUGGUGCUUAUCGGAGCGUAGUUGCUCCCUUGGUCGGUAUGAACGUUUCCGACAUUGGGUCCGCUGCAGACAAUCAGGAGGAGCAGGAGCCGGUGGAAGAGUCGCAGGUCGAGGGGUGUCCGAUGCUGGUAUAUUCCAAUUACAAUUUCCUGGAUGUGAAGUUGGAGCUUCAGGUGCGCCUACCGGAUGGCCGCCUGAUCGAGAAACCCAUGCAGAGUCAGGCCUCGCCUCCUGGCUUGAGGUUUCCCAACGGAGGGGUCAUCAAUGGGCAUUUUGUCGUGAGCGGGACGUAUCUGACGUCGUCAAAGCAAGAAUAUGCGCUGUGGGCCCUCGACCUUCGGACUCUCACCUGGGGUAGGAUCGAUGCCGGCGGGUCUGUGUUCGGCCAUGGCAGCUGGAAUCGUGGCAUUCUGUGGUCGAGAAGGAACACCUUCGUCAUUCUGGGCCACCGGAAGCGCAGUCUCGUCGAGGACUACAAUCAUCGCCGGAUCAACUUCUCCCACGUGUGUAUGGUCGAGCUGGAAGCGUUUGGGCUCUACAACAAUGCAUGUCGGACCACGCCCACCUCGGGAUACAUCUCUUACAGUGCGCCUUCGGUUCCUGCGUCCAUGCAGCCCAGAUUGACCAAAUUGACCUCUGGUGGAAGGCCAUUUUCCUCCGCGUCCGACGAACUGGGAAGUCUCGCCCAGUCUCUGCCUGAAAUGGCCGAUAUGGAACUCCAGGCUGUUGGGGGAGAGCGGAUCCCUGUGAACUCGCGCAUCCUGACCCGUCGAUGGGGCCCCUACUUCAUCCAGCUUCUUCGUGAGUCCUGCGACGGUGGGAUAGGCGAGACUGUCACGCUCCGUCCAGCAGUCGCGAUGUACCCAAGUCGCAACUCGAGCAUCACCAUCACCCCCUCCAUCGGGCAAAACAGCAACUACUCCACCAGCUCUACUCUCGUCAGCAACCACUCAGCCACGUCCAAGUCCUUGUUAGCGAACCUUGAGAUACCCUCUGCGCAUAGCCUUUCCCCUACCUCUCGUCCCCGCGUGCUUUAUCUCCCACACACUUUUUUGACCCUCCAAGUUCUUGUCUAUUACUUUUAUACUUCCUCCCUACCCCCCGCUGGCUCCCCCCUUUGCACCCCGCAGAUCCUCUGCUCCCUCCUCCAACUCGCCCGCCCCUAUCAGGUCGACGGCACCGGCUUCACCAGUGGCCCUGGGGGCACUCUGGAAGCGUUGAACGGCGCGCACGCCAGCCACGAAUCAUCCUCUGGCACGGGAACCACCACCUCCCAAAGCCAUCUUACCUCCGACUCGUCUGACACGGAGCACGGUACUUCUGCCGUUUCCGUUGCCAGCAGUGCCAGCGGUGUGAUGGGCUCCCGCGGGAUCCCCCUCCGCAUCAACACCAAUAUCUUCAGCCGCCGCCAGCGCAGCACGGCCGGCCUGGACCGAGAACGAGAGCGCGACCGCGACCGCGAAGACGCCAUGAGCAACGCCAGUACCUCCACCUCCGCCUCCACCAACACCAGCUUCGAUCACUCUGACACCGAGAUGGGCGGGGAUCCGACCCGACCGUCCCACCAUCGCCGCAACACCGACGCGGAACUCCGUCCCGAGCGCGAGAUCUGGACCGGCGACCUCAGCAGCGUCAUUGGAUUGCAGAAGCGCGGUCUGCGCGGUCUCAUGGAAGGCCGACGAUUGCGUGAACGCAAUACCAAACCCGCAAACGGAGCAGACCAUGGUGCUCUAGCGCCUGGUGCGUAG
This is a messenger RNA of Aspergillus sclerotioniger CBS 115572, 2484 nucleotides long. RefSeq names its product putative regulatory protein Ral2. The record is from RefSeq and is a predicted model, not a curated record. Lineage: Eukaryota; Fungi; Ascomycota; Eurotiomycetes; Eurotiales; Aspergillaceae. Gene Ontology annotation, biological process: cell redox homeostasis. Gene Ontology annotation, molecular function: protein binding. The transcript is spliced from 5 exons. Bases 1 to 2484 code for a protein of 827 amino acids. Gene Ontology annotation, cellular component: mitochondrion; cytosol.